AUGGUGGUAUCUCUAGGUCCAGGCAAGUUCUAUGGCACCAGCCUUCCCCGCCCUCGCAUUUACACCGACGUCAAGCUAAACGACCAUCGGGUCGACCCACCGCUUUCGGUUAUGGACCCAUUUCUCUCCUGGGCCAACGAGGCUCAUUGGUCCAUGGGCGGCUUAAGCUACAAGCGCCUGCGUCUCCAAGGCCGGAUCGAAGGGAAUGUCUCAAAGCUCCGCGCCGAGCGUGAGAAGAUCGCGAAGAAGAACGAAAAGUUCGCCUCCAAAUCGCCUACAACCGGAUCCGAUCCUGGUGUGCUUAAGCGCAAGAAAGUUGUCGAUACUUCCGGUGACGACGAUGAGUCCCCUCCUCCCGCUCCGAUCGCGACCAAACGACGUAGAUUCAUGGAUUUGAUCGAUGAGGAUAUGAAUCGUGAAGAUGAGGAAAUUGGGAGCAGUAAGGUUCGAAGGAGGCGGCUGGUGAAGAAACUCACUGAUGACUUUGAUAAGGUGGCUGAAGAGAAAGAGAAAGCUUGCGAAACUCCGUCACGGAGUCUGAGAAACGGUGGUUCUGGGUCAAAUGGAUUGAGGAGUCGGCGACUGAUCUUGGAGGAUUCUGUUGCCCCCGCAACUGAGAUUGUGAUGGACAUUGUGAAGGAGGUGAAUAAGUUGAGUUCCAAGGGCAAGAAGCUAAAGGGGUCUGCAACGAAAGUGAAAUCUGGUGGAGGAAGUGAAUCAUCUCCGGUUACUAGAUCCAGAAAUUCUCCAAGAUUGGCUAAACAGAAAUGAGGAAUGAAGUCUCCAGAUCUCGAUCUCGAUUUCGAUUCUAGGGUUUAUGUAGUCAUUACCUUGUGAAAUAUAUUAUCUUUUUUAUAGUUUUUCCUUUUUUUUUUUUGAAUAUGUAAUGAAAUCUAAGUUUAAUGAUUCUCAGUUGAGCUAGCAUGAUGAGAAUAUAUGAAUUUAUUUCAUUUCAA
Messenger RNA from Cannabis sativa, 956 nucleotides. RefSeq lists its product as uncharacterized. Lineage: Eukaryota; Viridiplantae; Streptophyta; Magnoliopsida; Rosales; Cannabaceae. The coding region runs from base 1 to 771 and encodes 256 amino acids. The record is from RefSeq and is a predicted model, not a curated record. The transcript has a single exon.